Molecule: messenger RNA, 589 nt
Organism: Paramisgurnus dabryanus
Lineage: Eukaryota; Metazoa; Chordata; Actinopteri; Cypriniformes; Cobitidae
Gene: vipb
Product: vasoactive intestinal peptide b
Biological process (GO): adenylate cyclase-activating G protein-coupled receptor signaling pathway; regulation of protein localization; epinephrine secretion
Cellular component (GO): extracellular region; neuron projection
Molecular function (GO): neuropeptide hormone activity; peptide hormone receptor binding
Source: RefSeq, a predicted model, not a curated record
ACAUCUGCAGAAAGCCAUGAGCUCACCGAGCAGCUGUCAAAUGCUUCUCCUGGUUGCCAUUUGCAGUGUUUUCCUCAGCAGGACUUUUGCAUUGCCUGCGAUUUCUGCAUAUUCUGACAUCAGAUCAGAAACUCUGGAUGAAGAUGGGCAAGAUGAUUGGACGAGAGAUCCAUCACUACAGGAUUUAGAGACGUAUAAACUCUUGUAUGAAAUCGCAAACACAGUUGAGAGACCAUCGAGACAUGCUGACGGGUUGUUCACGAGCGGAUACAGCAAACUCCUCGGCCAACUCUCCGCUAAAGAAUAUCUGGAGUCUCUGCUGGCAAAGAGAGUCAGUGAUGAACUGGGUGUGGAGCAGAUGCCAGUCAAACGUCAUUCAGACGCCGUCUUCACAGACAACUACAGUCGAUACCGUAAACAGAUGGCAGCCAAGAAAUACCUCAACUCAGUGUUAGCAGGGAAAAGAAGGCAAGCGUUAAUAUGACUAUUGUUCAUUCAUACGCUGUGUUACCUGUGCUAUUAUUAUUAACUUACAGUUAACAACACAUUAACCCUUUCUGAUGACUGCACAGCAAAUCACAGAGCACUC